Rhagoletis zephyria (snowberry fruit fly) is the source of this 2241-nucleotide messenger RNA. The record is from RefSeq and is a predicted model, not a curated record. NCBI's taxonomy places the organism in Eukaryota, Metazoa, Arthropoda, Insecta, Diptera, Tephritidae.
AUGGAGGAGAUUCGAGAAGAACUUCGUCGACGAGAGGAUCGAGGACCAAACGGAAACAACAACAGCAAUGCUGCAAUUUCCCGCCAGGUGCUGGGAGCUUCCUCAUCGCUGGCUUCCACGUCAUCAAGUCAAGUCAGACCAUCGAUGAUGGCCUCCUCUUCCACAUCUUCAGGAACUUUGUUGAGAACUUCCGGUUUGCAACAGCAGCAACAGUAUCCAUCGGCUGGAAAUCGCCUUGGCAGCGGCAGCAGUGGAGGCGGUCAACCGCCGGCCCCUGCUCCAAAGCCAAAUCGACCCGCAUCAGCGGCAUUUAGCUCUUCAGGCAGUCUCCAACAGCAGCAGCAGCCUGGAUCACUAUCUUCAUCUUCGAGCAGUCAACAGCUGCCGAUGGCCACCCAGGUCAGCUACCGAUACGGCCCCAGUGGAUAUCCUCAGUCGUCGGCAACAGCUUCCAACAACAACAACAGCACCACCACUACAACUAAGUCAAUGCAGUCGUCAAGCGCUGCCACUUUGGCACUGGGACGGACAUCAGGUGGAAAAACCUCACCGUCGCCCUGGGAACGCGAGGAGAAGGAAAAGGAGCAGGCGUUGAAAAACGAAGACAGUCGUGAGCGCAGUCGCGAGGAGGAGAUUCGCCACCUGGAGUCACUGCCCUACCGCAACCCGAAGAAUGAGGACCGCCUGAGGGCACUGCUUACCGAGCGGGACUUCCAACGGCGGGCAGCCGAGGAAGCGGCAAAGAACGGCGGCGACGACUACUACGGCGAGGGCGAGUACGAGGACGAGGAGGCCACUGCGAGAAUGCUCGACCGGGCGGAGAAGCGGGAGCGAAUGAUCGCCCUCCAGGCGGACAUUGAACGCACCCGACAGCGCCGACUGGAGGGUCGCUACGGCGGCGGAAACGACCUGAUGGAGGCCAGGGCGGGCUCGGAUGGAAAGCUCAACAAGACGCUCGAGGAACAGGAAGAACGCUUGAAGAUGCUUCGAUUGGAAGAGGAAGCCGCACAGCAGGCCGAGGAACGACUGCUGCAGGAGGCCGCCAAAAGACGACAGGAUGACGAAUCAGUUCCGAACCAUCAUCAUCGAGCACCGCCGCUGGUCUCAAAAGGCAUCCUCAAAUCGUCGGGUUCGGUUUUUAACAACAACAACAACCUCGACAACGACCUUCCCCCGCCCCUGCCCAACUCUCCGCCGCCGGUGGAGUCGGCGAACCAGCGCCUCGACCGCCUACUGCUCUCCACUGCACAUUCCAAAUCAGCCAGCGAUGAUUCCACUCAGCUGCCGCCGUUGACUAUGGUGGCGCCUCGAGGGGGCGUCCUCAAGAACGGCACCGCCUACAAUGGCUCAGGAGGGGGCUCUGGAGGCAAUCAUGACCAGUCAUCAUCGAACAGCAGCUCAAACGCCGCACCAAAGAAGGUCUCCUGGAACACGAAAACGACCGUGGUUGUGACGCCAGAAGACGGAGAGGAUGAUGAGGAGGACGACGAGGAUGAGGGAGAUCGCAGCGAUAAUGAUGAGCAAGAAGGUAAUCGUCAACACAGGAGAGUUGAAAAUACUACCAACAAAAACAACAACAACAACAACGAGGAAGAGGACGACGACGAGGAGUUCUACGGUGGUAAUGGGGGAGCCCAAAAUAAUGGGCUAGGAAAUGGUCGUGGUGGUGGUGGUGGUGGCGAUGACCUCGAGGAGACGUUUUCGCUGCAGGACAUCGAAGAGGCCCUGGUCAUCGGAGGCGACGGCAGCCAAGGCGGCCAAGGUAACCAGACAGGCGGCGCCAACACCUCUUCGUCGGGAUCUGCUGCUCAGGAUGACACUACCGCCGGUGACAUGCUGACGGCGAACAGCUACGACGAGGAGUGGCACACCAAGUACGUCAGCAGCGGCCACACCUCGGGCGUCAUCGGCACGCAGGAGAUCUACAAUGACCCGAGGCAGCGAAUCGAGGCAGCCCGACGACUGGCGGCCACCAAUGCCAGUCAGUCGGCGCUGGCCGGCGACAAGGUCCCCGAGAAGUUGUCUUUUGCCGAGAAGAUGAAGAUGUUCGCAAAGACAAGCGGCGCAGCGGCAGAGGAUGAGAACAAUCAGAUCAACAGUGGACGAGGUGGACCCGGUGGUGUUACCGUCUCCGGAACCGGUAAAGGUGCUGCUGCUGCUGCAAGCAGUAACAACAGCAAAAGCUCAUCUUCGGUAAAUCAACGAACCACGGUGGUCACGACCAAUGGCGGUGAACGAUAG